UACAAAUAUGGCCGAGCUGGUGGUUUUCUGGAAAUACGUCUUUCUGUUUACGUUGAUGGUAUUCCUAGGAAGUGUUCACGAUGCUGCUGUUCCACACGGAAAACCGUGCAUUAAGCACAAUAACAGAAUGAUAUGCUGGUGUUCUCUGAAUUAUUCUAACGUUAAUUGUUCUAGUCAAGGAUUAGAUUUCAUACCCGUUCUACCGAACAAUACGACUGUUUUGGACAUGAGCAACAACACAUUAACUGAUCUGAACAGAAACACCACCAAGAACAUCACAAAUAAACAUUUGUCGCUGCUGAAUAUUUCUCAUAACCACAUUUCUUUUAUUGAGAAUGGAUUCUUGGCGGCACUUGAUAAUUUGACAACUUUAGACGUAAGUACCAACCCAUUAAGUAUUGCCAACUUGACUAAAUCGUUGAAGAAUAAUUCAAGAAAACUUAAGACAAUAUUCAUGGAAGGGAUGAAAUGGACGAAAUUUCCAUAUGAUGUUAUGAAAGUUCUAGAAAAUACAACCUUAAGCAAUGUAUCCGUAAAUAAUAACAGCUUGAAGACUUUCGGAAAUGAAAUAUUUCCUCAUAUGAGUAAUCUUGUUACGCUUCAACUGUCGGCCAACAAAAUAAGAUAUUUCCAUGGGAAUAAAACAUUUCCAUAUUUGCCAAAUCUUACCCACCUUGAUCUCUCUGAUAAUUUCAUUAACAACGUUAAUUUAUCGGGAGCAAACAGCUUGACGUAUCUGAGUUUGUCAUCCAAUGAUUUAACAGAUCUACCCGUGUGUUGUUCUAAUAAUAAUUCUCUCGUGCCCAAACUUCAGGAAUUAUUCAUGGAUAACAAUUGCAUCAGUGUAUUAAUGAUGGAUAACAUCAAUUGCUUGGAUGAACUACAUUUGUUAAAUGUAUCUGCCACCAGAAUUCAGAGCAUCGAGAGUUAUACCUUUGCCAAAUUAAAAAGUUUACAUACGCUGACCAUUGAGCGAACAGAAAGUCUGGACAAACAAAACAGUAUAAAAGCAUACGCUUUUAGUAAUCCUAGUCUACAUAGACUUUUUAUACGUUAUAAUCAAAUAAACUUUGACCCUUUUGGCGUGAAUGUUGCACAGAUUUUUGCAAAUUGUACCAAUUUGACGAAUCUUGAUCUAUCGGGGAACCAUCUUGGGCAGUUGACAAAAACAGACUGGUCACAUCUUUUGCAAAAUGUUCCCAAUUUAAUUUAUCUUGAUAUAAGUGACGCCGGGGUGAUGUAUUUACCAAAACCGAUUCCCAACGUACUUACAAAUCUUCGCACAUUCCAUUUUAAGAAAAAUCAAGCUACGAUUAUACCGACUAAUUAUUUCAAAAAUUUCCGUCACCUGACUAUGCUUCUGUUAAAUGACAAUAAAUUUACAACAAUAACAAGCGAAAUGCUUCCAGAUGACUUUCUUAGUCAUUUACUCUUUCUUGAUUUGGCCUUUAAUCCGUUUGAAUGCAACUGUGAUCUUCUCUGGUUCCUAACUCUUGCAAGAAGACUUUCUAGGAAUGACACUAAAACUACCCUACUCGGUUAUCCGAAAUAUUAUGAAUGUACUGGGGGAAAGACAAAAUUGAAGGAUGUGACCAUAACAAAACGCGGCUGUUUGUUUCAUCAUCAGACCAAUACGAUUAUUGAAUGUACGUGCGCUGCGGUUAUAAUCAUUCUUAUGUCCAUAUCGUUUGUGUAUCGGUACCGAUGGCACUUUCGGUAUUUCAAAUACAUUCUUAACUUGCAUAGAAGGAAGGGUGUCACCAGCAGCAACGAGGCAUUUACAAGUGAUAUGUACGUCAGCUGUUCACGCUCCGACUUGAAAAUAGUGUGGGACAGAAUUUUGGGCAAGCUUGAACAGGAAAGAUUAAACAUAUUUGUUCGCCAUAUACACAUCCCCCUCGGGACGCCUGAGCUUUCGGGGAUUCUAAAGGCGAUGGAUGAAAGCAAACUGAUAAUGUUGUGCAUCUCGGAUACAUUUGCUCAAGAUCAUCUGUGCGAAUUUGAAACGGCUAUGGCAAUAAAUAGGAGCCUUACUGUAGGCACAUGGACAUUAAUCGUUAUAGUUUUAGAAGAACUGUCAAGUGAAAAUGUUACUAAGACAAUCCAUAGAUUAAUUCAGAAUGACGAUAACUAUAUCUUGUGGGAUAAGACUGAGGAGACAAAUAACUCGUAUAAUUGGACAAGACUGCUGAGGCAAAUUCAUGGAUCAGAUAAUGUUAAUCAAAGUCCGCUAAGUUAAGAUGCAGUUGCACGCAUUAUUUUCAUAUAAAGUGAAUUCGGGAGUCGAGUAUUAAUAAUCUCAAUUCGUAGACAUGGGAUGGAGUAUGGAUCAACCCAGGAUGGCUAAGGUGAUUUCUAGAGUUGGAUAAUAUUAAUCAAAGUCCGUAGUGAUGAUAUAUCUCUGUGGUUACAUACAAUAAUUUGAUGAAUAUAAUUCUGUGUGUACCAUAUUCCCCAUUCUUUCCUUCAUAUCAAUUAGCCUAGCUUAUGUGUUGGACCUAUUACAACUUUUUGUGUCGUUUCUCAAGAAUUAGAAAAGUCACUUUUUGAUUGUAUGCUCUUUUUUCUUAUUUUUGUUCAAAUAUGAAAUUAGUAAAACAAUGCAGCUCUAUUUGUUUCGAAAUGAGUUUUGGGCAGCUGGUAGACUACGUAGUGAAUGCAACAACACAAAACGUGUUGUGCUCGUUGGGCAGCCGUAGGCUACAUGUUGUUUGCAAUUAGACAAAACCGUGGUGAACUCGUUGGACAACGGGUAUGUUAUUACACAAACACGUGUAAUUGUGUUGUGCUUGCCGAGAAAGUUCCUCGGGAUUUUUCAGCGUGGAUUCCCCUAUGGGUGGUGCAAGUAACAGUGUCCAGUUGUUCGGAUGAGAUAAAAAUAUGAGACUUUAUAUUUUAAUCCUUCCUCUGGAAUUGUUAUUAGUAACCUUGGUGUAUAUUGUUAGUUCCCAGGAUACCAUUUUAUUAAAUACCGAUUUGUACAUUGACAAAGUAUUCUAUGUCUCCCCGUUUCCAGGACAGUUACCCCCCUUGUCGGACGUGCUGUUCUCCGUGUAUGAUGUUUAAUGUUUUCUGGUAAUAAAUAGUCUC
Molecule: messenger RNA, 3090 nt
Organism: Patella vulgata (common limpet)
Lineage: Eukaryota; Metazoa; Mollusca; Gastropoda; Patellidae
Product: toll-like receptor 3
Exons: 1
Coding region: 8-2239 (743 amino acids)
Biological process (GO): signal transduction
Cellular component (GO): extracellular matrix
Molecular function (GO): protein binding
Source: RefSeq, a predicted model, not a curated record